GUUAACAACCUCUACCCUCCUUUUAAACCCCCCAAAAAAACCGAACCGAACCUAACCGAACCGAACCAACAAUGGCGGAAUCAUUCACAGGAAUCCAAACCCCUGAACAAAAACACUACAACAGCAACAAUUCAUUCCCUUUCCCUUUAAUUCUAACUCCAAAUUCCAGUCCCUUAUCCAAUUACAACUUUAUUGAAUCAAUUAAAACCCACAAAAAUUGGCUUAAUUCCCGCCUUCACUCCGCCGGCGCAAUCCUAUUCCGUGAGUUCCCGGUAUCAACCGCCGCCGAGUUCAACGAUGUUGUUGAGGCUUUUGGCUAUGAGGAAUUCCCUUAUAUCGGCGGCGCCGCACCCCGGAGUAACGUCGUUGGCCGUGUUUUUACCGCCAAUGAAUCUCCCCCUGAUCAGAAAAUCCCUUUUCAUCACGAAAUGGCUCAGGUUCCCGAGUUCCCUUCAAAAUUGUUUUUCUAUUGUGAAGUAGAGCCAAAGAAUGGAGGAGAAACUCCAAUUGUUCUUAGCCAUAUCAUUUAUGAGAGGAUGAAAGAAAAACACCCAGAAUUUGUUCGAGAACUCGAAAAGCAUGGAUUGAUGUAUACUCGGGUAUUGGGAGAAGGGGAUAAUCCCGAAUCCCCUAUUGGUCGUGGAUGGAAAUCAACUUUCUUGACAGAUGAUAAGAGCAUUGCUGAGCUAAGGGCCGCUAAGUUAGGUAUGAAGCUGGAAUGGUUAGAGGUGGGAGUAAAGACAGUAAUGGGUCCAAUCCCAGCUAUCAAAUUUGAUGAAAGUAGGCAACACAACGUCUGGUUCAACAGCAUGGUAGCUGCUUACACAGGUUGGGAAGAUGAUCUGAAUGAUCCCGUCAAGGCAGUUACCUUUGGUGAUGGAAAACCGUUGCCAGCAGAUAUUGUAUACGACUGCCUGAAAAUACUUGAAGAAGAAUGUGUUGCAAUUCCAUGGAAGAAGGGAGAUGUCCUUUUAAUUGAUAAUUGGGCUGUACUUCAUUCUCGUAGAUCUUUUGAUCCACCACGCCGUGUGUUAGCUUCACUUUGCAAGUAGCCAAUUUGUUCAUUAUUCCUGGGCUGUGCAUCUGAAGAACAUAGACUAGACUUGGAGGUACAAUAUUCUUUCUCCAAUUUCAGCUAUUAUGCUGUAUGCCAAAUAGUGUAUGUAUAAACUGCUUUUAGUUGGAUGGAAGAACAAAAACAAGAUAAUGUAUAUAUUUGACGAUAAUAAUACUGCAGAGUUUCAUUA
Spinacia oleracea (spinach) is the source of this 1247-nucleotide messenger RNA. Its product is annotated as clavaminate synthase-like protein At3g21360. Gene Ontology annotation, molecular function: oxidoreductase activity. Bases 72 to 1052 code for a protein of 326 amino acids. The record is from RefSeq and is a predicted model, not a curated record. The transcript is spliced from 3 exons. NCBI's taxonomy places the organism in Eukaryota, Viridiplantae, Streptophyta, Magnoliopsida, Caryophyllales, Amaranthaceae.